Molecule: messenger RNA, 3741 nt
Organism: Rhincodon typus (whale shark)
Lineage: Eukaryota; Metazoa; Chordata; Chondrichthyes; Orectolobiformes; Rhincodontidae
Gene: isca1
Product: iron-sulfur cluster assembly 1
Exons: 4
Coding region: 141-533 (130 amino acids)
Biological process (GO): iron-sulfur cluster assembly
Cellular component (GO): cytoplasm; mitochondrion
Molecular function (GO): 2 iron, 2 sulfur cluster binding
Source: RefSeq, a predicted model, not a curated record
AGCGUCUCCACUCCCCUCCCCACCCCACCCAAUGACCCUCCUUUAUUCCCCCUCUCCCUCCUCCUCCUUCUCUGAUCGUCUCUCUCUUUCUGUCUCUGUCUCUCUUUUAUUCCCUUCCCCUCCCCCCCGCGCUCUGCAAUAUGUCUGGCUCCAUAUUGAGAGCCUCUAUCAGAGCUGUCAGUGCCAGGAGACGGCUGGUCCCCACCAGAGCAGCGCUAAUUUUGACUCCUUUAGCUGUUAAUAAAAUUAAACAGCUGUUACAGGAAAAACCAGAAUAUAUUGGAUUGAAGAUUGGAGUCCGAACCAGAGGAUGCAAUGGUUUGUCUUACACUUUAGAAUACACAAAGGAGAAAAGAGAAUCGGAUGAAGAGGUAGUCCAGGAUGGUGUUCGAAUAUUCAUUGAAAAGAAAGCACAGUUGACACUUUUAGGAACUGAAAUGGACUAUACUGAAAAUAAACUCGCUAGUGAAUUUGUAUUCCACAAUCCUAACAUCAAAGGAACCUGUGGCUGUGGAGAAAGCUUUCAUGUUUAACUGAAACCAACAGUGUAACCUGAACACUAAUGUGGAUGUUACUGUGUUGAGGCACUGAUAAUUCUUUUAGGCCAUUGAGUGUAGCUGAUUUGUUUUCAUGAGUUUUGAAGGAGAAAGAAACCGAAAAUGCAUUUGACGUUUUGGUGCUAUUAGUGCAAAAUUCUCCUUCAGGAGAAAGGUUCGCAAGAGGUUAUGGUGUAAGAUGCAUUUUUUUUUUCUGUUCCAACACGCUAUAAUGAAUAACACCAGGUUUGUGUAACUGAAGUGUUAGAUGGUGAGAUUAAUAAAUUUGUCUGAUUAAGACAGAUGUAACAUCCCUUUUUGCAUCUGAGGAGAAAAAUGUUUCUGCGUUUGUUGUCUUCAAAUCCUCUGUCCUCUUGUUUCUGCUAAUCCAUUUAUGGCCAAUGUAAACUGUGCCAAAAACAGAAUAAAGGGCUUGUUUCAGCCUUUUUAUACUUCAGCUUUCUUAACGCCGGAUACAAAACUUUUAAAAGGCUGAAACUAUCAUAGUUUUUUUUUUAUAGUGAUUUUGCUUUGAUAGCAAGUUAAAAAAUUUGAACGGAAACAGACCCUUUGGUCCAACCAGUCCAUGCUGACCAUGUUCCCGAACUAAACUAGUCCCACCUGCCUGCGCUUGGCCCAUAUUCCUCUAACCUUUAAUUCGUGAACUUAUCCAAAUGUCUUUCAUAAAUUGUAACUGUACUUGCAUCCACCGCUUCCUCUAGCAGUUCAUUCCACAUAUGCACUAAUCUAUUAAUAUUAAAAAAAAAGUUGCCCCUCAUGUCCUUUUUAAAUUAUUCUCCUCUCACCUUUUAAAAUAUGUCCCCUAGUUUUGAACUUCCCCACCUAGGGAAAAGACCCUUGUCAUUCACCUUAUCUAUGCCCGUCAUGGUUUUAUAAACCUCAAAACCUCCUAUGUUCCACUGAUAAAAGUCCCAGCCUUUCUAUUUUAAUAUCUCAAACCCUCCAUUCCUGGCAACAUCCUGGUAAAUGUUUUCUGAACCCUCUUCAGUUUAAAAAUAUCCCUCCUCUAACAGGGUGACCUGAACUGCACACAGUACUCCAAAAGAAGCCUCACCAAUAUCCUGUACACCUUAAUGUGAUAUCCCAACUUCUAUACUCAAAGGUCUGAGCAGUGAAGGCAAGUGUGCUAAACACCUUAACCACCCUUAACCACUACCUGUGAUGCAAGUUUCAAAAAAUUAUGUACCUGAACUCCUGGGUCUCUCUGUUCUACAACACUACCCAGGGCUUUACCGUUAAUUAUAUAAGUCCUGUCCUUGUUUGUAUUACCAAAAUGCAAUACCUCACAUUUAUCCAAAUUAAACUGUCUGCCACUCCUUAGCCCAUUGACCUAAUUGAUCAAACUCUGUUUGUAAUUUUUGAUAACCUUCUUCAUUGUGCACUAUACCAUCAAUUUUGGUGUCAUCUGCAAACUUGCUAACCAUGCCUCCAACAGUCUCAUGCAAACCUUUUAUAUAAAUGACAAACAAAAGUGGACCCUGUACCAAUCCCUGUGGAACACUACUGGUCACAGGUCUCCAGUCCAAAAAACAACCCUACACCACUACCCUCUCCUACUAUUAAAGCAAUUUUUGUAUCCAAUUUGCAAGCUUACCCUGAAUCCCAGGUGAUCUAAUUUUUUUAUUUGUCUAACAUGUAGAACAUUGUCAAAGACUUUACUAAAGUCCAAGCAAACAACAUCUAUCACUUUUUGGUUACCUCAUUACAAAAACUCAAAUCAAGUUUGCGAGACAUGAUUUUCCAUUCCAUGCUGACUAUCCCUAGUCAAUUCUUGCCUCUCCAAAUGCAUGUAAAUUCUAUCUUGCAUCUUUUCCACUGCAUGCAUUGCACUCUUCAAAAAAAUAUUUUUUCACAAUGACUUUGCUUUGAUAGCAAGUUAAAAAUACAAAUUAUUUUGAAAGAAAUAUAUCAAUAAGCUUUAGACCAUUAUGUUAGGGGUCAGUAGGCAAUCUGUUUAUCUGCUGCCGCUAACUGUGUGUGUAACGAUGAUAAUGGAAGCUCAAUGAAUUGGACUACUUCCCUUCUAUGCUUUUUCAUGUCACUAUUGCAGUCCAAUGCACUGUAUUAACAAAAUUGAAUACAAUUUUUUUUUUUCCAGUUUAAUGAAGCUAUAAGAUAUCUUUGACAAACACACAAUGCUGAAGAAACUCAGCAGGUCUGGCAGCAUCUGUGGAGAGAGAAAUAGAGUUAAUGUUUCAAGUCUGGUAUAAUCCUCAGAAGAUGAGCUGCUGAGUUUCUCCAGCAUUCUGUGUUUCAGAUUUCCAGCAUCCACAGCCUUUUGCCAUAAGAAAAUAUCCUUUGUGUGGAACCAGACCCUUUCAAAAUUUUUUGAUCAGAUCAAAUAGCACCUAAGUGAUGUGAAUGGCGUGGUGUGAUCAUUGCUAUUGAGAAUUAUUUUUUGUGAUCAGGCAGACUUGAUCAUUUGUGAGCAGGAAAGUCAAAGUUUAUCUUAUUGGAAGAAUGUUAUUUGAAAUGAAAUCUGUUUAUCAUGCAUCAAGAAUUAGGUAUUGAGUUAUUAAAUCCUUGUUGGUGUGCCCACCUUUUAUUUACUUCAGUGGUUUGUUUGGUUUCAGUGCAGCUUUAGCAGGAUGAAAGUAUUAACCAUUGUGAACUAAUGCUUUGAGCAUUUGGAGAUAGUCCAGUAAUUCUUAAUUUUCCAUGUCCAUGAAAUACAAAAAAUGUUCUGUUAGAACUAAUGUAUAAAUUGUAUUUUAAAUAGUCAUUUUUAAAUCAGUCUGUAUCUUUGUGUGCACAUUGUAAUUCAUUUCCAAUAACUGUGCUAAUUUAGGUUUCUGUUUUCUUAGGUUAUUUUUUAAAAUCAAAGGUUGUAUUUAUCGAUAUUUUUUUAAAUUAAAAGAGUUAAUAUUAUAUGUUCUGUGUAAGUAGCAUCUCGGGAGUUCAAAGAGGAUCUGACUGGCUUAAAGCAAAUUAAAAUUGUCAAUUUGCUACGGCAAAAACCAUCUGCCAGUGGUUUAGACUAAAUAUGGAAGAUGUGAUCUACAUCAUGGACUCAUCAAUAUUUAGUGUUAAGUUGCUACUAACCACUGGCUAAUUCAUAUUUGACAAUUUGUCUUGAUUGCUGGUGCUGGACAAUCUACCCCACAGACUCUAUAACAUUGGGUGAAGUGCAAACCAGGUUUUGCAAUGUACAGUAGUUGAUUGAAAAUAAUGCAUAUGAUUUUCA